This is a messenger RNA of Zootermopsis nevadensis, 9573 nucleotides long. The record is from RefSeq and is a predicted model, not a curated record. NCBI's taxonomy places the organism in Eukaryota, Metazoa, Arthropoda, Insecta, Blattodea, Termopsidae.
GCGCGUUCCAAUCAAACACGUUCAUUUAUAAGUUAUUUAAAGUAUUUCUUCAACUGAUGGCAUUACAAGCAUAGAUAUUGUGUGUUAUCAGAGAUUUAUUUAAGUAUGAAGAAGGCAUUUAAAAUCUAACUUCCGAAUACCCCAUCAAACUUCUGUCUGGGAAUAAUAGGCGCGUGGAUAUUCUUCUCAAAUAGUUUGUGGUUAUUGAUGGUUAUUAGUGAAAGUGUUUCUUAUUUUGAGUGAAAGUGAAGUAUGAAGUAGUGUAAAUAGUGCUGUGCCAAUGAUAAAACUGUAGACAAUUGUUUCAGUGCCUUAAAAUGGCGCAAGAACAGGACGAUAUCAAUUUAACAAAUCAAGAAUUGCAGGUGCUGUCGGAACUUGACAGCCGGCAAUUUGGAUUUCUGAAACUAAACACACCAGAACAAGUCAAGAAGAAAGAGUUAGUUCUUAAGGCGGUAAAAUAUCUUGAGCGAAUGCUGGUGCAGGCUCAGAGAGAGAAGGAACGAAAUAAACACUUGGCAUUGGAGGAAUGUGGGGGUGGUCAGCCGGCAGUAACUGCAGGCAAGGACAUCAACAUUGAUCCUAAGACAUACUGCAAACUCGGCCACUUCCACCUUUUGCUUGAGGACUAUGCGAAAGCAAUGUCAGCAUACCAGAAAUUCUUCAGCCUUAAGCAAGACUACUGGAAGGAUGCAAAUUUUUUGUAUGGACAAGGACUUGUGUACUUCCACUUCAAUGCCUUCCAGUGGGCAGUGAAGGCCUUUCAACAAGUGCUGUAUGUUGAUCCUGGAUUUUCCCGUGCAAAUGAAGUUCAUUUGCGGCUUGGGUUGAUGUUCAAAGUGAACAAUGACUGGGAUGCAGCACUGAAACACUUGCAACUGUCCCACAUUGAUGCUAGCCCAAGCACCUUCUCCAAGUUAGAGAUUCGUUUCCACAUUGCUCACCUGUAUGAAGUCCAAGGGAAAUACAAGACUGCCAAAGAGAAUUACGAGCAAUUGCUGAAGGAGAAGGACCUGCCUACACACUUGAAGGCUGACAUAUGCCGUCAGUUAGGGUGGAUGUACCACUGUGUGGAGUCGCUCGGAGAGAAGAGCCAGCGUGAAAGCGUGGCCAUUCAUUGUCUGCAGAAAUCGAUUGAAGCCGAUCCUAAGUCAGGACAGAGCCUGUAUUUGCUGGGACGCUGCUUUGCUAGCAUCGGCAAGGUGCAUGACGCCUUCAUUGCGUAUCGUAAUUCGGUCGAGAAAUCUGAAGGAAAUGCUGACACCUGGUGUUCAAUAGGUGUCCUCUACCAGCAGCAGAACCAGCCUAUGGAUGCGCUGCAAGCCUACAUCUGUGCCGUACAGCUUGAUAAAAGCCACACUGCUGCGUGGACAAACUUGGGUAUCCUUUAUGAGAGCUGCAACCAGCCACGUGAUGCAUAUGCCUGUUACGUGAAUGCAACACGUGGGGGAAGCUUAAGUCCAGGUGGGCCUGUGAGCCCAAACAAUAACAGCGUGAAUAGUAACGGAGGAGCCACACUGGUCGUGACAUCAACGCCGGGUGGCCGAGUGCCCGGGGGCAUGAAUCCUAACCUGGAGCAGAGAAUCAAGUUCCUACAAAGUCAUCUUGCCAAUCCACCCAUGCCUAGUGUUACCAGCAAACGUCGGCAAUUGCCAUCGAUAGAGGAGGCAUGGAACCUUCCAAUCUCUGCUGAAAUGUCAUCACGACAGCAGCAGCAGCAACAGCAACACCAGAAUUCAUCCAUUGUCCAGCACAGGACAAGUGGCCCUGCUUUUCAAAAAGGAUACACACAGGCUGGGCAGCAGCAGUUUCACAAUGGUGUGAAUGGUCAUCAUCAAGUUUCACCGCAGGGGCCACCUCCACCCUACCCAGUGCAGACAGCGAAUCAAGUGACAAAGAGAUUUAAGACUGGUGGAGAGGCGAUAGAGACGAGUCCACCUGGUGCGCAUGUUCCUCCGCCUGGCACUGCCCAACAAAGAACUGCCCCACCUCCAUUUUACCUGAAUCAGCAGCAGUUGCAGAUGCUGCAGUAUUUACAACAGAAUCCUGCCAAUCUUACACCUCAACAGCAGGGUUUACUGCAGCAGUUGCAGGCUCAGUAUAGAGCAAUGCAGCAACAUCAGCAGGUGAGGUUGCAGCAGCAGAGGGUCGGCGUUGUGCGAUUGCAACAGCAGCAGCCGCCGCAACCAAGUCAGUAUGGCAACUAUCAGCAGCAGAGUUCCGUCAUCAAGACAUACACCAUGCCACAGCAAACGCAAGGGACAGUGGCCCCACAGACUGGGUUUGCAGACACAAAUGUCGGUUACUCUGCGGCAGCCACUGCCAAUACACAACAGUCACCUGGAAUGCCUUAUAAGUCUGCUACAGUAGAGCACCAAUUGGCGUACCAACACCGCAGUGCCACACAACACCACCAGCAACCACAAUACCAGUAUGGUGGACAAGCAGCAACUACUGGCUACACACAGAUUUCAUCAACAAGCACACCCUCAUCCACCACACCACAAUCCCAGGAACCCGUAUCAUACCAUCACUCCUUUCCAUCCAGCUCUCCCUCGUCAAAGGAGAUGCCUGUCAGUGAUCAGGAACUGCAGGCUCUGCUGUCACAAAAAGAUAUUGCCACAUCACUUGCUGAAGAUCUGCUCAAACAAUUUGGUUCCAGUAGCGAUGACCUGGAUGUGAAGGAAGAGGAGUCUGCUACUGCAACACAGGGCAUUGUCAGUUCUGUGUCUAAUCAGAAUUCUACUAACACACUCAGUUCUGGUCCAUUUUCCCCUUCAAAUCUUCAAGACACGACAAUAAAUACCACCACUAAUAGUGUAAUUACGAUGAACUGUGCAGUGUCUACAACAGUAGAUAAUGUUCAUAUAAAGCAGUCACCAUCACCUGUAGCAUGUAGUCUGACCAGCCCAAAACCUCUGGAUCACCAGCAGAUAGGAACGCCAACACCAGCCAGUUUACUAUCAUCCAGUAUUGCAUCAUCUCCAGUGCAUGAGAGGUGUUCAGACACUCCCAAGCUUGAAGCAUCAAGUGUUCACAGGACCACGCCAACUUUGCGGCAAGACCUGAAGAUGGAAGCGUCGGUGCUUGAAGUAUGUGAGCCCCUGCCAGAGAUCGAGUACAACAUUGAGAUGGAUGCCAGAGCAGUGCUUGAAUCUUGCAAGGGCCAUGGUUUGAAUGGAGUUCCUAACUGCAGCAUUCUGUCUGAUAAGGCACCUCCACCACAACCUCCAGAACCACCUCAGCAACGGUUGACAAGAGAACAGCUCCUUCCCCCCACUCCUUCUGUUUACUUAGAGAAUAAAAAGGAUGCAUUUAGUCCACAGCUGCAGGAGUUCUGUCUUAAGCACCCAAUAGCUGUCGUGAGGGGCCUGGCAGCUGCUCUCAAGCUUGAUCUUGGCUUAUUCUCAACAAAGACGCUUGUUGAAGCAAACCCAGAUCACAGUGUCGAGGUACGAACUCAGAUGCAGCAAACGUCAGAUGAAAAUUGGGAUCCACAGCUGGGCCGCAAAGUCUGGGCUUGCAUCAGCCAUAGAUCCCACACCACAAUUGCCAAAUAUGCACAAUACCAGGCUUCAUCAUUUCAGGAGAGCUUGAAGGAGGAGCGUGAGAAGGCGGCCGGCAUUCAUAACAGCAAUUUAUCGGACUCAGACUCGAAGGACUCGACCGGUAACGUGGUUCGUAGUUUGGGAGGAGGUGGGGGCCCAGGUGGAACAGGAAAAACAGGACCCAAGAUGCUUCGAUUUGGGACCAAUGUUGAUCUCUCGGAUGAGCGAAAGUGGCGACCUCAGCUGCAGGAAUUGAUGAAGCUUCCUUCAUUUGCCCGUGUUGUCUCAGCAUGUAACAUGUUGUCUCAUGUUGGUCAUGUCAUUCUUGGCAUGAACACUGUCCAGCUCUACAUGAAGGUGCCAGGCAGCAGGACACCUGGCCACCAAGAGAACAACAACUUCUGCUCAAUUAAUAUCAAUAUUGGCCCUGGGGACUGUGAAUGGUUUGCAGUGCCAGAUGCUUACUGGGGUGUAGUGUAUAGCUUAUGUGAGCGGAACAACAUCAAUUAUCUGCAUGGGUCGUGGUGGCCUUCACUAGAAGAUCUCUAUGAGGAAAACAUUCCUGUAUACAGGUUCCUCCAGCGCCCUGGUGACCUUGUUUGGGUUAAUGCAGGAUGUGUCCAUUGGGUACAGGCAGUGGGGUGGUGCAACAACAUAGCAUGGAAUGUGGGCCCCCUUACAGCACGCCAAUAUCAACUUGCAAUUGAGCGCUAUGAGUGGAACAAGCUGCAGAGUUUCAAGAGCAUAGUUCCCAUGGUGCAUCUCUCUUGGAACCUUGCUCGCAACAUUAAAGUGUCGGAUCCAAAGCUCUUCGAGCUCAUCAAAAACUGUUUGCUACGGACAUUGCGUCAAUGUUCACUCAUCUUGGAAUUUGUCAAGUCCAAGGGAGUUGAAGUGCGUUUCCAUGGGCGAGGAAAGAAUGAAGCAUCUCACUACUGUGGGCAGUGUGAGAUUGAGGUGUUCAACAUCCUGUUCAUACGUGAGCAGGAGAAGCGUCAUGUGGUGCAUUGCAUGGAUUGUGCCCGUAAGCAGGCCCCAGGUUUGGAGGGUUUCGUGUGCCUAGAGGAGUACCGCAUGGAUGAGCUGUGUGAGGUGUUUGACCACUUCAUGCUGCAACCUGUGCAGAGUCCUGGCACCAGCCAGGUUGGAAAUCUUGUCUCAUGAUGACGGGAGUCAGUAGCAGUCGACUGAUGGGAUGGAUUUUUCCGGUCUUUCCCAAUUAACGGAAUCUUGGAACAUUGAAUAAUAUGGCAUCUGUCUUGUUCAGUAGCCAUUGUGUUAGAGGCACCAAAAGACACGUGCAUAAUUUAUGUUAUUAUAAAGGCAUUAGACAAGAAAUAUAUUCGAAACCAAUUUUAAUUUUAUAUUGGUGAUGACUGUGAAGAAUACAUAUAUGAUCUCAGAACAUAUUUUAACGAGUUAGAAGAAGAAUUGAGCAAUGUAACAAGAUAGACAUGAUGAACAUGUGGCCGGGAUAGAAGUGGCAUGUAUAUCAGUUUUAAAGGUUAAGUUGAAAUUUGUCCUCAUGUACAUAACAUAGAAUUGAAGAUAAUGUAAGAAAUUACUUAUGUAUGAAACAGAAGAAUAUGCAAGGUGGAGAUAAUUUAGUUCAUCAAAGAAUUUUGGGUGGAUGUAUAAAGAAGAGCUGUACAAACUAAAGUGGUAGACAUUUGUAAAUAAAAGUGACUUAAAACUUUAUAUGAAAUGGGGGAAAGAAGUAACAUCGAAAACAAAAAGAAAACUUCUGAAACGGGUGAUCUCAUGGAAUAUUUCCCCCCCUCUACCACGCUUGUAACUUAUUGAAGAGGAUGCUGAAGUCCAUCAUAUUUGGCUGCUCUCAGAAUACCGAAUGCUUUAAACUGGUAAUUUCAGUUCUGGAAAAUAAAAAUGCUGGUUAUUUUUAUGCUCUGAAAAGAGAAAUUGUGAAUGGAAUGUGAAGUACAUUGAAAUCAAAGAUUUCCAAGGAAAAAAUCAUAUCCAUUGUUACACGAAAAACAUGUUUUGCAUGUUUCACUUUGUUACUUGUGUUGAAUUAUUUCUCUUUUUUAGUGUCUUUCACUGGAGGAAUGUUUCUACCCUUUUUAGUGAAUAUGAAAAAAAUUGUGUUCUUUCUUAUAGAUUGUGUGCCUGGUAAAGCUACAUAGAGUCAAGCCAUUACAAGCUAUGGGGCAUUAAAUUUUAGAACGAUGGCCCACAUCAGACUUGUUUUCUAUAUGCCAUGGCAUUUUUCUUAUUUAAGUGAAGAACUCAAGUGAUGCAAUAUACUUUAAGAAAUGUGAUUUUUGUGAUAAAAGACUGAUGUUUCACUGCCAAAAACUUAAACCUGACUUUUUUUAAUGCAGGAAAUAAAUUAUACCAUUCAGUUGAGUGCACACAUGUACCACUGCCUGUGUAUUGAGUUUAUUCUCCAUAAGAAUGGUGUUGGGGUUGGUUUUAAGGUCAAUCUGAUGUUUCAGUUAGGGCUGGCCAUUUCUUUUUCUCUCUUGUUUCCUAUUAUUCUACCUAAUUCAUGGAUGUGGUUUUCAUGUGGCCAUUAUACUUAUGGUUACAAUGUGUUUAAUACGAAGGAAAGCUGACAUUGUCUUUUGACGUAAGUUUGUGUGCUGUUUAUUGUUUUGUGGCUGUCCAAAGUGAUACGCAACAUGGUAGUUCCAACUGCAUAGUUUGAACAUAAAAACUUUUGUAAAGGGGAAUUUUUUUGUUCUUUUUGGCUGGUUUAAAUUUAAACAAGCUUGGAAUACCAGAAUACACAUAAUAUCCUCAUGCAUUCCUUGCAGUGUGCACUUAAAGGUAUUAAAUCUGACUUGUUUGAUGGUUCCCACUUCGGCCAUGAUGUCACAGCACCCCAGUGUUUACCAUACAGAUUCCCUCAUGUUAUUUUGUUAUAACCACUCAUACGAUAUUUGAAAGUAUGGUUUUAAGGUCGUGCAGAAUAGCACAGUCUCCAUAUAAAUUUCAUUCAAAUCCAUCCAUUGGUUCUCGAGUGGAAUAGACUGGACUGACAGAUAUGACCAACCCAUAAAGCGUUCUUGAUAUGCCCUUAAAGCAAAGAACAUGUAAUAAGGAUGAAAAUACGCAGUUACGAUGAGUAAAUCAAAUUUAGGAAUGCUACAUAACUGCAUCAUGAUUUAUUUUCAGUUUAUAUGUAAUUGAAAAGUAAGAUACAGAUUUGUAACCACUAAAUGUAACAGAAAAGCUCCAGUUCAUUUGAAAAACUGCUAAAUACUGCUAUUCUCUCUUGUUUCCACCAGCUGUUUUCAUGAAUGGUAAAAUUAAAGUCAGAUUAACUUUUAUUAAGGUGGUAUCAGAUUUGAUUUUAAUGUUGAGAUAUAUCUUUUUCUGCAUUUCCUGUAUUAAAAUGUGUCUUUUGCAUGUCCAAUGAUUGGAACUUUUAUAUACUCCUAUAAAGUUCAGAACAUUUAUAUCAAAGUAUGUUAACCUGAAUAUGCUACAGAAAGUUUUAUACCUCUAAGGUACUAACAGUGGUGUUUCAUUUCCACAUACUCUUGUACAUCUGUGAGUGUAAGUGUUAUGGUACAUUUCAUAGGCAAAAGUAAUCACUGAUAUGAAUUCUUUUUUAAUUCUCUCAAUUUUGCACUGAGUUUGAGUUCAGGUACUUCUUUAAUGCAUUAUUUAUAAAGAUGUUGCCUUAACAUUGGAUAUUUUGACCUUCUAGUUGCCGACCAUUUGGCAUGGUUCCAGUGCAGGUCCAUUUUGGGCGAAUUGUUGAGUUAGUGGCCCUUGGUGGACUAAUGGUUAGCGUGCUCGCCACUGGACCCAAGGUAGCACAACUUCCUUCAUAGAUUUGUCAUAGAUUUAUGACAUGUAAAAGAACCUUACGAGCACAAUACGAGAUGUUUUGUAAGCAAAAUUUAGCAGCCAUUUCUCACCCAAGACUCCAUAUUAACUUCUAGAUGGCUCUGGCAGUCAAAUCAAUAUUGAGUAGAAAUUGUGCAGAGUCAGUGGGCUGGUCACUCAAUACUUCAUGACCACUACCAAGAAACCUCAGAAAAGGAGGUGACGAAAACCCACAACGGUUGUAGAGCUGAGAAACAACUUGUUGGGUUAGGAAAUUUGAGUGGACUGAUUAUUGUAGCAUUACCAUGGAUGUGGUUAUAUGUGUCAUGUUUGAGGACAGUUCAUUCCUUUAUAUUUCAGUAACCAGCAGCAUACACUGAACACUGGCCAAAUGUGACUACCAUAAUGAAAAAUUCAUAUAAAAUAAAACCGUCAAUGCAACAGGCUACGAGAGUAAGUGCAACGCAAGUGAGUUAUAGCAGAAGUAAACUUUUAGAAAGAAUAGAGAAAUUACUGUUGCUAUGGGUGGAUGAUAUGAAUCGAAAAAACAUUCCCUUGACUGGAGUUUCAAUUUACGCCGGUUCCUCCAGGAACGCAUACCCGGCGUAAAUCGAGGAUUACCUGUACGUGGUUAAGACCCAAUUGUAUUGUAUUACACAAUAUAUUUUCAAGCGUAUGUUCGUUAAGGAGUCUAUUCUUAACAAAGCAUGAAUGCUUAAUUUGUGAGUGGUAUGUUUUCAGUAUUCUUAACUGCCAACCCUGAUCACUCUUGUAGGGUGCUAAAUCCAAGUAUAUUUGGUUCCAGUUAAUAUUUUUGUUAUUCUGUUAUGUGAUUUGGGAAUGUCUGAACUCUAUGAAAACAGGCUGAGAAGACAGCUGUUCACAUUCAGUCAAGGACAAAGCAUGCCACUUUUAGUUGGGGAAGGAAUCUGAGCUGAGUUCUACCAAGUUGCCUAUUGCAGUAUUUGUCUGUCAAUGUACCUGAAUCCUUCAACAUGGAAACAAGAUUCAUAGUGUAGUGUUCGGCUCUGUGACUUGUGCAAACCUGAUUGAAAGCAGCGAGGCAAAGUUUUGUACAUGUGCACAAAGUCAAGAUUUUUGUAGAAAAUGUUUGCACUUUCAUUAAAAUUUGAUUUCUGAAAUCUGAGGAGAUUUCCUCGUCUCUUCAUGAGCCAGCUGUGCCUUUUUUUAAGGUGGGUGGGUGGGGGUGGGCUUCAGCACUUCUAUUGUCAUUCAAGAAAGUAAACCAAAAUGACACCAUUUAUAUGGUGGCCAGGUAUGUCACUUCUUAUGAGCAGAGCUGUUUUCCUUUGCAACGUUGAGCUAUCAGUUGGUGUAUGAUCUGCAGUGGUUAUUAAUUUCCAUGGAGGAGGACUUCAUAGCAUUGUCAAUGAAACAUUUUCUAAUCAUGUUUUUUCAUUUUACUUUUUUUCAAAUAAACUUUGCAUUGACUACUUGCUCUGAGGGUGGGUGUAGGGUUUGGGAUACACAUGCUUCUGUUGUUCUUUGUUCUUAUGGAGAAUAAAUGUGAGCCUGUUGAGAAUUUUGCCACCAUGCUUGUUCAGUUGUAAUACACUGCCAUCAUAUAUCACGAGGCACACCUGGUGGAGACUCGUGAAAAGUGAAGUAAGCAAUCAAUCACUGCCGUGAAGAAACAGCAUCAUGAACUUUAAAUAAUAAAUGUGCAUGCUUCUUGUUAAAUUUUGAAAGUGAUAAGUAAAUUGAGUGACAUAAUGUUCUAUGAGAGGCUGAGAUGGUUUAUAUUAUGGUUUUUAAAAAUCAAGCUUGAGAAUUGGUAGAUUUAUGUAAAUAGUACAUAGCAAUGAAGGAGAGUGAUAUAACAGAUGUUGUUUUUCAGUAGGACAUAAAAAGAUACAGUUAUAUGAUGAAAAAGUGAAAGUUUUUUAAUGAAAUCAAAUCCUUAUUUUUCCUCAUGUAUAAAAGAUGAAAAAGUAUCUUUGUUUUAUUUAGCAUAAACUGUAUUAAUUUAAUUUAGUGUUUUAAUUUCCAUGUGUGAGAUGUUAUUCAUAAUUGCCAAGUGCCACAAUAUUGUCAUAAGAGUAAUGUAUGCCAUUCACACCUCAAUCCCAUAACUGCUACCACUGCCAGCACUCAGGACUUUUGGAAAUGAAGUAGCAUUACUUUGGUUUAGCUACAGUUUUGAUUGUCCACUUGUUACAGAUUAUUUCUAAAUAUAAAGGCAAUAAAUAUGUUUAACAAGUGAAUA